Messenger RNA from Synchiropus splendidus (mandarinfish), 1189 nucleotides. It is a transcript of the gene twist2, whose product is annotated as twist2. Gene Ontology annotation, biological process: developmental process; regulation of transcription by RNA polymerase II. The record is from RefSeq and is a predicted model, not a curated record. The transcript has 2 exons. Lineage: Eukaryota; Metazoa; Chordata; Actinopteri; Syngnathiformes; Callionymidae. Bases 130 to 633 code for a protein of 167 amino acids. Gene Ontology annotation, molecular function: RNA polymerase II transcription regulatory region sequence-specific DNA binding; protein dimerization activity; DNA-binding transcription factor activity, RNA polymerase II-specific.
CAGCCGGAGGCGCAUCAUGACAAGCUCCACACAGUGAGUCCUCCUCCAGCGGUCGUCUCUGGACAGAGCCUCGCCACGGCCUCCACGGUGGACCCCGCGUUCCCUCCGCUGCAUCUCUUCAAGAGAGAAAUGGACGAGGGCUCCAGCUCGCCCGUGUCUCCGGUGGACAGCCUGGCGACCAGCGAGGAGGAGCUGGAGCGGCAGCAGAAGCGCCUCGGAGGCCGGAAGAGGAGACCCAGCAAGCGGUGCAGCGAGGACAGCAGCGGCGGCGGCAGCAGCCCCGGGCCGCUCAAGCGCGGCAAGAAGCAGAGUCCCAGCAGCGCUCAGUCUUACGAGGAGCUGCAGAACCAGCGGGUCCUGGCCAACGUGCGCGAGAGGCAGCGGACUCAGUCCCUGAACGAGGCCUUCGCGUCCCUGCGCAAGAUCAUCCCCACGCUGCCGUCGGACAAGCUGAGCAAGAUCCAGACGCUGAAGCUGGCGUCGCGCUACAUCGACUUCCUGUGCCAGGUGCUGCAGAGCGACGAGAUGGACAGCAAGAUGUCCAGCUGCAGCUAUGUGGCGCACGAGAGACUCAGUUACGCCUUCUCCGUGUGGAGGAUGGAGGGAGCCUGGUCCAUGUCAGCAUCCCACUAACCGCCGGGGAGCCCCGCUCCCCCUGCCCGAGGACUGUUUACUUCUCUAACGUGUGAAGACCAAAUGGAUUAAAGGAGCUCAAACUGUGACACUCAGACUCAUCACUGUACCGUCGCAGUAAGAGGACACACAAAGACUUGGAUUUCCUUUAACCGUCUUUGAAGGAUAUAUAUAUUUUUGCUUGUCAGAGACUUUAAACCAAAGUAUAUGAGUAAAUUUAUCUAGAGAUGAGUGCAUAUUGUACUUGUGCGUGUGUGCGUGUGUGUGUGUGUGUGUGUGUGUGUGUGUGUGUGUGUGUGUACAGUAGCCUGAGAAGGGACCAAUGCAAUUGAGCAUCAAUGGAUUAAUCUCCCAUUCCGUCCACAUUUUACGUGUACAUUUUUUUUUUUGGCUUAUUUAUUAAAAACGUAUUUUUGAACAGCGUGUUCUUUUUUUUAUUUUUAUUUUUUUAUUGCUGUAGCCGGAUCUUAAAAUGCCCUGCAGUUCAGUCGAAUAAACCCCAAUAAAACCCCUCUCUGGUCAGCGUUCAUCUCCAAGUGCUUCAGGUUCCCUUGAU